Molecule: messenger RNA, 843 nt
Organism: Leishmania mexicana MHOM/GT/2001/U1103
Lineage: Eukaryota; Euglenozoa; Kinetoplastea; Trypanosomatida; Trypanosomatidae
Exons: 1
Coding region: 1-843 (280 amino acids)
Cellular component (GO): mitochondrion
Molecular function (GO): protein-containing complex binding
Source: RefSeq, a predicted model, not a curated record
AUGAGUGGAACCUCAAUGAUGGCUCAGUCGUCUGUAGCAUCGUCACCUGCGAGCAGCAGUAGCGGCAGCACUCACCAGCGCCCGUCAGCGGAUCAGCUGGCCAAGAUGGUGCACCAGAUGGACGAGGAGAACGCGCUGGAGUUUGUCAGCAUCGACGCCACAAGCAGGGACCAAGUGUUUCACUUUCUGCAUGACCACCCAGACGCCACAGCGGUUGUCAACGCCGUCGGCCUCCUCACGCGCAACUACGAGGACGCGCGGCAGGUUAAUGGAGAUGUCAUGACGAACAUUGCGGCCGGCGUCUUUCACCCGAAGCUGGCGCAGGCGGUGCAGAAGGUAGUGUACGUGUCGGCGGAGCCGUACAACCUCUACUCCCGGCGCAUCCUCGGAAGCAAGCAUCUCUUGAAGGGGUACUUCCACGGUAAGCGCAUCGGCGAGAAGGCUGUUCUGGAGAACCUUGGCAACAAAGGAGUGGUGCUGCGGCCCAGCUUCAUCUACGGCACGCGCCACGUCCUCGUCACCUCCGCCGUGAACCCCGACGCCGUAAGCACGCUCUCCCUACCGCUGGGCUGGAUCGGCCUGCCACUGGACAAGCUACUGACGGCCAUCGGUGGCGGCAAGGUGCUAAUGCCGCCGGUGAGCGUGGACGUGGUGGCCGAGGCAGCCGUGCGCGCGUGUGCGUGGGCGAAUCAUCCUGGAAAUGAUAUACACGGUAUCUGUGAUGUGUACCGCAUGCAUCACAUCUGCACCGCUGUCGACCCGUCGCUGCACGAGGACCGCAAGGACCGCAUGACAGCAGCCGCUGCGUCGGAGAAGAAGAUCAAGCCCAAGAACGACACGUAG